AUGACCCUGGAGGAGAAUUCCAGUGUGACAGAAGUCGUGGCACCCUGUGGCGGCUUGUUCCCCUUAGAGGGGGCUGUGUGGGCCAACGGCAGCACCGCGGCAGAAACCCUGAAGCUGCCCACCUUCUUGGCAGGGGCCAAGGCUCGCGUGGCCAUCACUCUGGGGCUCUGUGUGAUUUUGACAGCCUGCAACGUGGCAGUCCUGUGGGUUGGCAUUGGCAAGUCGCAGUCCAAGCGUUCCCAGGCCCGCCUGCUUCUCCUGCACCUGGCGGCUGCCAACCUACUAGUGGCCCUGGUGGUGAUGCCCGUGGAUGCCGCCUGGAACGUCAUCCUGCAGUGGCGGGCGGGCGACUGGGCGUGCCGCCUCCUCAUGUUCCUCAGACUCCUGGCCAUGUAUGCUUCAGCCUUCGUCACCACCAUCAUCAGCCUGGACCACCAAAAUGCCAUUCUGCACCCCCUGACCAUCGCCAAGGCCCGCUGCAGGAGUCAGGUCCUGCUGUACGCCUCGUGGCUAUUGAGCGCUGGGCUCUCCAUUCCUCAGGUACUUGCCCCCCCCUUCGCCAACUGGUGCCCUUUCAGAUUUAUUCAUUUUAUCGCAUCCCUAUCAAACCUCUUUUCUCCAUGGAGCGCAAGGCGGCGUUCACAGUUCUGUUUCCUGCUCUGCAUUUGAUCCCCACAACAGCCCUGUGAGGUAGGUUAGGCUGAGAGAGGCGGUGAGCUUCAUGGCCAAAUGGGAGAAGUCAGUAAAGUGGUACCUCGGGUUAAGAAUUUAAUUCGUUCCGGAGGUCCGUUCUUAACCUGAAACAGUUCUUAACCUGAAGCACCACUUUAGCUAAUGGGGCCUCCUGCUGCCGCCGUGCCACCAGAGCACAAUUUCUGUUCUCAUCCUGAAGCAGAGUUCUUAACCCGAGGUACUAUUUCUGGGUUAGCAGAGUGUGUAACCUGAAGCGUCUGUAACUCGAGGUACCACUGUAUAGCAAUAAAGGUACAGGGAUCUGCAGGUCAUGAGCGUAGUCAGGAUUUUUGUUAGUGGGGGGCAGCCUUCAUGUUAGCAGGGGAAGAAACUCAAGUUAGUUAAAAAUUUUUAUUGAUUUACUUUUUUAUUGAUUUACGCCCAUGCUGCAGGCCAAAUAAUAAUAAUAAUAAUAAUAAUAAUAAUAAUAAUAAUAAUAUUUAUACUCCACCCAUCUGGCUGGGUUUCCCCAGGCACUCUGGGCAGCUCCCAACAAAAUAUUAUUAUUAAUAAAAAAGCGAUAAAACAUCAGCCAUUAAAAACUUACCUGACUUAGCUCCUUGCAAAGCCCUCUUCUGCAAGCUGAGUUUGAGUUGCACCCAAACUUCCAAAAGCUGCAAGCCCCACAGAGGAAGAAAGGCUCCUUCACCAGGAGAGGAGCGUAGCUGUCCUGGGGUGGGAUGGCUGCUUCUCUCCUAAAAAGUUGGGGUAAGGUGGGGUGUAUGGGGGGGGGUUGAAUGCAGCAUGUUGCAAGAGCUUAAAGCCCCAUUUUCUCUCCCCCCUCACCUUUGGCGGUUUGCUGUUUCCCCCCUCAAGCUCUUCCUGUUCCGCACGGUCACCAUCAGCUCCCUGCAGAACUUCACCCAGUGCACAACGAGGGGUGCCUUCACCCAGCGCUGGCACGAGACGGCCUACAACAUGCUCAGCUUCAUUUGCCUCUUCCUGCUCCCGCUGCUCAUCAUGGUUGCCUGCUACUCCCAGAUCCUGCUUGAGAUUUCCCCCCCGCAGCGGGUCCUCCAGCUGCUGUGA
Podarcis lilfordi (Lilford's wall lizard) is the source of this 1761-nucleotide messenger RNA. The record is from the annotation of a GenBank genome assembly. NCBI's taxonomy places the organism in Eukaryota, Metazoa, Chordata, Lepidosauria, Squamata, Lacertidae.